AUAACAUAACUGUGCCGUCCGGCACGUGAUAUAAAAUACACAUAUAUCAAAUAACAACAUAGUCCAAGUACUGAAGAAAAUAUUUAACACACAAUAUUAUUAUUUCCUGGUAGAAUUACCUGACAGGUUCACCUGCAUAGUUCAGAUACAACACUGGAACCAGAGGUGACGUCUCAGUAUCUAAAGUUUUCGAACAAAAACGAGAACACGUCAUGUUCAUCUAAAUUUAUAUGAUGAUUUUGAUAAGGUAUUUGUAAUCGGUACCAUGGCAACAGCUGGGCGGAAACCCGUUGCCGUUGUAGUGGCUUUAGAUUUUGGUACAACAUAUUCAGGCUACGCAUUCUCUUCUGUCAAAGAUUAUAAGACAAGCAAACUUAAUAUAACAAUCAAUCAAGCAUGGAAUUCUGGGAAAAAUCAACUUUCUUCAUUCAAAACACCAACAAGUUUAUUGCUGAAAAGGAAUGGUGAUUUUGUGUCCUAUGGUUACGAAGCAGAACAGGCCUAUGAAAAUAAUUUACUGGACAAAACCACUGAUAAACACGAGUUCUUGUAUUUUCGUCAAUUCAAAAUGGAAUUGUAUGCCAGAAAAGCACAUUCCAAUAUGAAAUUGAAAGAUAUCCACGGAAUAGAACAUUCAGCAAUAGAUGUGUUUACACAGUCGAUCAGAGCUUUAAGACAAAGUUGUUUGUGUACUCUGAAAGAGCAAGGGUAUGAACUGGAUAACGAUGAGAUUAAAUGGUGUCUCACAGUACCCGCGAUAUGGACCGACGAGGCCAAAAUCUUCAUGCGAACUUCAUGCGAGAAGGCCGGUAUACCAGCAUAUAGAUUAGUUAUAGCACUUGAACCUGAGGUAGCGUCUCUGUAUUGUCAAGUAUGGUGCGCAGAAAGUGAAAAGAAGAGUGCUUUUCGUCCCCGUACCAAAUGUUUGGUGGUUGAUUUAGGAGGGGGAACAGCGGAUAUCAGCGGACAUGAAAUUCUUAAAAAAGGUCUUUUCAAAGAGAUAUGCAAAUCUGCAGGUAAUAAUUGCGGUGGGACAUGUGUUGACAAAGAAUUCUUAAACGUUCUUCAGGUCAUUCUGGGAACAGAUCGUAUGGACACAUUCAAGACCAAAUAUGAAACAGAGUAUCUUGACUUGCAGCAUUCUUUUGAAUCUGCCAAAAGAAUUAUCACAAGAAAUGAGACGGAUAAGGUUAACAUUCAGAUUCCGAUUUCAGCCCUUGACGAAAUAUGUGGAGAUGAUGGCUUUCUGAAAAUAGUGCAAAAUUCAGAAUAUUCUGACAGAAUAACGAUUGAAAGAGGGAAAAUGCGUUUGGUUCCUGAUUUUGCAAGAUCAUUAUUCAUAAAAUCUAGUGAAAGCAUAAUCUUAAAAAUAGAGAGUGUUCUCGCUCAAAAUGAGGCGGCAAAUAUUUCUGUCCUUUUGCUCGUUGGCGGAUUUGCAGAGAGCAAAAUUGUUCAAGACAAAAUAAAGCAAACGUUUUCUAAGAAAACCGUUAUCACUCCAAAAGAUCCAACCUUAGCCGUUUUGAAGGGAGCUGUUCUUUUUGGACACCAACCGGAUGUUGUAUCAACUAGAACAACACAGUUUGCAUAUGGAAGAAAAAUAAAACCGAUCUUUGACAAAAAGCAACACGAGGAAAGAAAACGUGUGCUGGUAAACGGUGAAAUGAGGUGUGAUGGAGUUUUUGAACUUCUGGUGAAAUCUGGAACUUCCGUUCCAAUUGGGAAAAAUAUUUCAAAACUUUAUCACACUAUCAACAAGAAUCAGGAGAAAAUUCGUGUUGCCUUGUACAAAUCGUGCAGCGACGACACCAAGUAUAUAGACGACGAAGAUUGUAGCUUUGUAGGGGAAUGUUUUAUAACAGUUCCGAACCCAUGUGAACAAAAAAGAACUGUAAAAGUCGAAUUCGAAUUUGGGGACACAGAAAUAUUCAUAACUGCUACUGACAAAAAUACCAAAGAAGUUUCAAAGGAAACAUUCCGUCUAGAAUGAUACAAGUGAGAUAUCUCAGAUGGACAUUUGCCAUUUCAUAUAGAUGAUGAAGAAGUAUUUCCCUUUUAAGAUGACAUGAAUUAAAUUCAAAUUACUUGUAAUGCUUAUUUUAAUAUUUCAACAAUAUUUCAAUAAUAAUAACAACAAUAAUAAAACAUAACGAAGUCUUUA
Molecule: messenger RNA, 2161 nt
Organism: Mytilus californianus (California mussel)
Lineage: Eukaryota; Metazoa; Mollusca; Bivalvia; Mytilida; Mytilidae
Product: heat shock 70 kDa protein 12B-like
Exons: 5
Coding region: 266-1990 (574 amino acids)
Molecular function (GO): ATP-dependent protein folding chaperone; ATP binding
Source: RefSeq, a predicted model, not a curated record